GUUAAACCAAAACUGCGUCACAACAAAAUCAGCGUGUUGAACCCAUGAAACCCUAAAAUCCCAAAAAAAAUAUCGAUACCAUAACAAUGGCGGUGAUGACACGGAAGAGGCGGCGCAUGAUGGAGGAGACGGCUGAGUCCCCGAUCACGAUUCUGCCAAAAGAAGUGAUGAUCGAAAUCCUUUCUAGAGUUGAUUCAAGCAAUACUCUGCAAUUGAGGUGCGUUUGCAACUUGUGGAAUUCGCUAGUUCUUGAUCCUCAAUUCGCGAAGAAUCACAUUAAAAAAUCAUGCACUGAAAUCACCGUUCUACUUGUUAAGGUCUGGAAAUACAUCAAAAUUUUCAAAUCGACAUUUCAUCAUCCUGAAUUGUUGAGGAAUGCAGCUGCUCGGUGGGAUAAGUUGACGAAUGCAGCUGCUCGCUGGGAUAAUCUUGGUGAUCGAGAGAAAAACCGGAUGAUGAAGGAGGUGGCUAAGUUGGAUAGUCUUUUUGAGAUUGCUUGGUAUGCCAAAGGGAGAUUCAGAACUCUGAGAGAAGAUAUGCAAAUUCUGGAGGAUAGAUUGAAGUGUCUCAAAAUCUUUCUGAAGAUUUAUCACGCUGUGCAGGAUUAGUUGCUCUGGUGAGUUGAUUGUUGCUUGGUGGAUAUCGGAAGCUAUCUCCGGUAUCGGUGUUAGUUGAGUCUAGGUUGGCUCUGAUCUAGGCGUCUGUUAGAUUUCCUAGAUUUAUUUGUUGUAUUUAUUUGUUGGAGAUUUACCCACUGUUGGGAUUUGGAGAUUCAUCUAUGU
This is a messenger RNA of Medicago truncatula (barrel medic), 782 nucleotides long. Its product is annotated as putative F-box protein At1g47790. The coding region runs from base 87 to 608 and encodes 173 amino acids. Gene Ontology annotation, molecular function: protein binding. The transcript has 2 exons. NCBI's taxonomy places the organism in Eukaryota, Viridiplantae, Streptophyta, Magnoliopsida, Fabales, Fabaceae. The record is from RefSeq and is a predicted model, not a curated record.